ACAGAGUGUGGGAGAAGAUGCUGGGGACUGUUCAAUACAGAGGGAAGCCCUUUUUCACGAGGAACCCGGCGGAGCUGAAGGGGGCCUUCGUCCACACCAAGCUGGAGAGGAGCUGGCAAGGCUUCGGAUUUUCGGUGGUCGGAGGCAAAGAGCCGGACGAGUUCCUGCAGAUCAAAAGCCUGGUUCCGGACGGGCCCGCUGCUCUGGACGGGACGAUGGAGACAGGCGACGUGAUCGUGAGCGUGAAUGAGACGUGCGUGCUGGGUCACACGCACGCCCAGGUGGUGAAGAUCUUCCAGUCCAUCCGCACUGGAUCCACGGUGGACCUGGAGCUGUGCAGGGGUUACCCCUUACCCUUUGACCCCAACGACCCCAACACCAGCCUGAUGACCUCGGCGGCCGUCACGGUCAAGGAACCCGUCGUGGUCACUGAGCGGAGGGGCAACGGCUCGCCAUCUGGCCAGGCUGUCGCCCCGGGCAACGGCUCCGGGGGGGGGCCAGAAAGCCCCUCCCAUACCGCCCCUCCUCCUCCACCGAGGUGGGGCCCGAGCCCGGCGAUGUAGUCACGCCGGCGUCGUCCGUCGUCGCCCGGCCCGAGCUCAUCGCUGUCCACGUGGAGAAGGGCGACCAAGGCUUCGGGUUCUUCAUCGCCGGCGGCCCCGCAGGGGGUGGGCAACGGGUCAAGCGGAUCGUGGACCACCCCCGCUGCCGGGGCCUGAAGGAGGGGGACGUCCUGGUGGAGGUCAACGGGAGGAACGUGCAGAGCAUGACCCACGACCAGGUGGUGGCGCUGCUGAGCCAGUGUGCCAAAGGAAGCGAGGUCACCAUGCUGGUGCAGAGAGGGGAGCUCUGAAGUGCUGAACGAGGAAGUGGACGGGUCGCACAGGAAGUGGCUUCGCAAACGCUGGCGCACAGAAGUGAAUGCUGAUUUGCUGAACAAA
This is a messenger RNA of Anguilla anguilla (European eel), 941 nucleotides long. Its product is annotated as membrane-associated guanylate kinase, WW and PDZ domain-containing protein 1-like. The transcript is spliced from 3 exons. The coding region runs from base 18 to 563 and encodes 181 amino acids. NCBI's taxonomy places the organism in Eukaryota, Metazoa, Chordata, Actinopteri, Anguilliformes, Anguillidae. The record is from RefSeq and is a predicted model, not a curated record. Gene Ontology annotation, biological process: signal transduction. Gene Ontology annotation, molecular function: protein binding. Gene Ontology annotation, cellular component: cytoplasm.